AGUUUCCCGCUGCAAUCUACUGCAUCUAGGGGAUCUCAUCUUCCCCCGAGAUAACCGCUUCUGUAAGUCAAAGGUUGGCCAAAUUCCAAAAUGAAAUGCCGCCAGUCCUGUUCCACAAUUAGAGACUAUCCUCUAGAAUACUUAAUCUCGACUGCAGCUACUGACGACGAUUCUACCUACCUACCUACCUACCUACCUACAUACAUACAUACAUACACAAUACACAUGCAGUCCAAAGUCCAAACCACCCGAGGAGAAAAUCCACCCACAGUCGAAGAUAGAUGCAGGAAAACAGAUUUUUGCCUCGUGCUACCAAUAGAAGACCACGAAUACCCUCGGAUAUCCAUCACUGGCGUGGGGUCUUUGGUCGGAAGAUAUAUGCUUGACGGGCGAAUGCACAACAUCGACUGUGAGGGCGCGAGGCCUCAUAACGAAUAUUAUGUAUGGAGAUCAAGCAUCCCGUAGCGCCUUGGGACGGGCUCCUGCAGCAGCUGGCGAGUCAUGCAUGGUCAAUCACGAAGGAGUCCGAGACAACCCAGUCCGACAUGGUAUUUAUGUAGGUAUGGAGAUGAGCAAACAUGGGAUGGAUGCAGGCAAGCUUCCUACCUACGCGCUUAGGUAGCUUCUUGCAGCUCAGGGGCUUGUCCUACCAGUCACCAGUCCAGUCCGUGUAUCUGUCA
Molecule: messenger RNA, 680 nt
Organism: Aspergillus heteromorphus CBS 117.55
Lineage: Eukaryota; Fungi; Ascomycota; Eurotiomycetes; Eurotiales; Aspergillaceae
Exons: 1
Coding region: 91-465 (124 amino acids)
Source: RefSeq, a predicted model, not a curated record